This is a messenger RNA of Argiope bruennichi, 4852 nucleotides long. RefSeq names its product junction-mediating and -regulatory protein-like. Gene Ontology annotation, biological process: Arp2/3 complex-mediated actin nucleation. Gene Ontology annotation, molecular function: Arp2/3 complex binding. Gene Ontology annotation, cellular component: cytoplasm. Bases 105 to 2354 code for a protein of 749 amino acids. The transcript is spliced from 9 exons. Lineage: Eukaryota; Metazoa; Arthropoda; Arachnida; Araneae; Araneidae. The record is from RefSeq and is a predicted model, not a curated record.
CACUGUUUACGAAAUAACAAUAUGCUUUCAAAUUUUCGUCAGCUGACUGUGAUUCGACGUUCAUUUCUAAUAGAAUUGAAAUCAUUUAUGAAGAGUUGCAAGAGAUGAGUUCACCAAUAGAAGAUCUCAGUGAUUGGGUUGCAGUGAAGGCUAACAUCUUCACUAAAGAGGAGGAGACUGACCAUACAAAGUUCAUUUGUGCUUGGAAUGAAGAAGCAUCUAAAGUUGCUGUUACUCUUCAUGAAGGAUCUCGAAAAGCUAGUGAUCAGAAUAAUAAAAACAGAGUUUGCUUACUUAGUAUGAGUGAAAUUUAUCAUAUGCAUAAACAAUUUUGUUUAAUAGAUACAUCUUUAGCACAUGAUUUUCCUAAAGAAAUUAAACCAAAUUAUACUCCUUCCAGAAAGAAAUAUGACUACAUUUCUACCUGUAUCGAACAUUAUUUAAGCUCUGCUGUUCAGAAAGUUGGUAAAAAGCUAGUUGUUGCUUCUAUGUUCAAUGAUGAAGAUCCUUUAAGUUGCUAUGAAGAAAACUGGAAUGAGUUCAAAAUUAAAAGCUUAGAUGAUUUAGUAGAGAAAGCUUAUAAGGAAUUAGCAGAAGUUCUUCAAUUAAGAGAAAGAGCAGAAUCACUUUUGCAACUCACUACAAUCUAUGUACUCGAAGACCAAGUAUUUAAAAACAUAUCUGAUUAUUUGAGUGAAUUAUACAAUUUUCAUUUGCAACCUUUCUUGGAACUCAGGGAAAUGGCUCAUAGUCGAAUCAAGCAAGCAAAAGAUAAAUUAGGAGAAGAAAUUGGACCAAAUAUUAGGCAGCAAGCUCAGAAAGAUUUUGAAGAUUGGAAUGAACAGUCAUUAAUUGCAACUGAAGCAAUCCAACAACUAUACCUAGAGUUUUAUCGAAAAACAUACAGCUUAAUUUUAGGAGGAAGGGAUAGAAUGCUGGAAGAUAAGAAAAGGUUUGGAAAAGCUGCCUUUGGAUUGCAUGGAAUGCCUCGUUUGUUAAAAUUAGAAGUUCAAGUUUGUCAAGAAGAUUUAAAACUACAUAACGCUAUUAAAGCAAUUAAGGAGUAUCAAAGGGACAAAAUAAAAAGUCAGUUAACAUUCCUAAGUUAUGAUUAUGGUGCUGUGCAAGAAGUUGAAAGGAUUGAAGAAGAGAUAGCCAGUGCCCAAUUAAAUGUAUUUGAUGCAGAUCUUGAUGUUAUUGAAGCAGAAGAACGCUUAUAUAAAAGUCAGUUAGCUCUUCUAAAUCAAGAGCACAAAGAUAUUCUGGAAACUGGUUUAUUUUUUGAUGCUGCUGAAACUCCUGAAGAUAUGCCAGAAGAACUGAAUGAUGUUCCUGAACAAAAUCCUAAAAUUGCUAAACUGAAACAGAAGUUAUGUAAAAUUUACCAAAAAAGGGCAGCUAUACGUAAUAAAAGGAAAAAUUUGAAGGCUGAUAUUCAAAGAAAGAAAACUAAAAAGGCAGCAGAAAUGGAAAAGAAUGAAAAAGCAGCUGCAUAUACUCGAAAAAGGAAAGAAACUAAAACCAAAGAAUUGCCUGCAGAUAAGUUGGCAGAAGAAAGGCGUAAAACUCUCCAAAGGCUAAAAGAAUACAAAAAAAAAGCACUAUUGGUAGAAUCAAAAUCCCCAGAUAUUGAUGAAGAAUCUGUAAUGACUGGCUCAACUUCAAGUCUUGGAAGUAAUCCCGAAAUUCACACUGUUACAACUUCAAAAAGAAAGGGCUCUAAACCCAUUAAUAUUAAAAAGACUUCUGUAGAUGGAAAGACAACUACAUCAAAAACAACUGUAGCACCACCACCUCUUCCACCAUUGCCUCCUGGUCCUGAAUCGCUACCAUAUGUACCUCCUCCUCCUCCACCACCUUCUGUACCCUCUUCGAUACCACCACCACCUCCUCCUCUGCCACCACCACCUUCUGCACCCUCUUCAAUACCACCACCACCACCACCUCCUCCUCCUCCUCCACCACCACCACCCUCUUCAUUACCACCAAUACCACCUCCUCUACCAGUUACUCAGAAUUUACAAACCAAAUUUGUAGUAGAUUCUACUGCUUCAAAACCAGGUGUACCUCCAAGUCAAGUAGAGAUAACACAAUCAUCAAUCAGUGAACAGCUCAAAUUAUUGAAGAAACCUGUGAUUGAAGUCAAGAAAAAAGCACCAGGCAAUCCAUUUAGUUUGAAUGAAAUUUUAGCUACACGAAGUAAAUUGAAAGCUGUAUCUGCAGAUGCAGAACCAAGAGGGAAAAUAGACAGCCCAAUGGACUUGAGUAGUAUUCUGAAAGAAACUAUGAAAAAUAUUCGUAAUAUGACAGAAUAUUCUGAUCAAGAAUCAGAUAGCGAUUCAGAUUUCGAGUGAAAUUUUUCGGUAUUAAAAUUAACUAUUAAAUUUGUGAUUGAACUAUGCUUAAUUAUGGUAUAUGUGCUAUUUUGUAAAAAUACUACAGAAUGUUACUAUCUGGGAGAUAUAAGUAUUGUGCAGCUAUAUGCUAUGUUGUAUGCUGUUUCAUGUGCCUUUAUAAUUUUUAGUAUUGUUGUGUACAUUGGCACAUUUUUUUCCCCAAUGAAUUUCUUUUUCAUUUGACUGUUUUGAAUCUGCUUAAUUUUUUUCCUUGCAUGCUUUAGUGCUGGUGAUAUGAUUAUGAACUGAAAUUUACUGUGGUCUGUUGUGAAAUAUCGAGAAUUUUAUAUUCAUAGUAUAUUCUUAAGCACUCAAAAGUUUGCUUUCUGUUUUUUUCAUGUCUAUCUAUUAAUAAGUAAAAUUUUAUCUUUGGUAAACUUUACUUUUCUAAAUUUCUUUUUUAAGUUAUUUUAAAGGUUUUAUUAAAUUUAAAAAGAACUGAUACUCAAUUAUCUGUAUUUUUCAAAAACUGUAUUUUAUAAAAUCUAUAUUUAAGACGAUUUUACUUUUAUUAUUAGCCGUUAAAUCUUAUCUUCAUCAAAGUAAGCAUUCCUCUUUUGAGCAUGUUAUUAUUACUUGCUUUUGCAAAUUAAUAUUGAGAUUCUGAAAGGAAAUGCAAUGUAACAACACAAAUCAUGAGUAUUGUAUUGGAUUAUUCAUUUUGUUCAGAAUGCAUUCUCUCAUUACAUUAACAUUAUGAUUAGAAUUUUCUUUUUAAUGAAUGUAAAAGUAUUAAACAAAAAAAAACUGAACAAAAACUGAAAUAGAUUAGAUUUAAGGAUUUGACACUAUUAUCAAUGCAUGAUAAAUUAUUUGACUUUAAUUCGCUGAAUAAGGUGAUGUUACAAUAUCAUAAACUAGCUUUAGAAAUAUCUUUCAUAUUGUAAUAUAUGUGAUUUGGGAUUUUGAACCAUAACACUAAGUAUUAUUAGAAUUUCCCUUCAGUGUUAUUUAUCCAAAAAAUUUUUAUAAAUUUCAAAAAUUAAAAAAAAAAUCUAUAGCAUAUUAUUUAAUCAUUUAAUUUUCUGGUAAUAAAUAUACUUUUAAUCUUGCACAAUAAAUUUAAUGUAAUUUUAAAUUAUAAACAAAAAUAUUAUUUCCAAGAAAUUUUUAUUUGUAUAUAAAUUGACAUGUGCUUUAUUUUUUUAUUGUUCUGUGCUCAAAACAUGUAUUAUUAAAUUUUGUGCAGUAAAUUUAAUUUUUUAAAAUAUAGAUGGUUUGCAGUUAAAAUCAGUAUUUAAAUGUAUGAUGUUAAGGAAUACCUGCUGUCUUUAAGAAUUGCAUGUGAUAAUGGAGAUGUGAGCUUACCUAAGUAGAAAUUUUCUUGUUGUUCUAGUCAUGUUUCUGUUCAUAUCUUGUACAUUUCAAAUAUUUUUAACUAAGUAUUACAUAUAUUUUAAUAUUAGUAUUUACUUAAUUAAUUUGUAAAUAUCACAAAUAUUUUUUUAUGUAAUAAACCAUUAGCAGAAACAAUUUUAAAACAAUUCCUGUAAUAAUAGCAAUUCUUCCUUAAAUAUAUGGGUUAUGUGAUUAUAUUUCUGAUACUGAAUAAAUUUGAAUUGGAAAAUUUUGGUUUUUUUUUAUUUUGAUGUUGAAUGAUUUGAUUAUGAUUGUACUGUAGAUAGAUUAUAUUUCUUGUUUUCAAAAAAAUUGCUUUAGUUUUUUUGAAAACUUUUUUUCCCCUAUUGAGUUUUUAAAAGUUUGAUUCACCUUCAAAAUUAAUUGGGUUUGAAAGUUUGUUAGAAUAUUUUAGAAUGUAAUUUUUCAAUUGCUUAUAUUCAAAAUUUUUGUUCAGCUUUCUUUCUCUCUGUAAAAAUUGUUCAAUAUUCAAAAAAGAAUUUAUUAUUGGUCAAAAAAAAGUAAGUGAUUUAAAAAAAAAAAAAAAACUGUUUCAUUAUAUGUUUGAAGUUAUAUGUUUAAAGAAUGUAAAAUAUGGCUUGUUUUGAUUAUUAGAAAAGGUAUAAUUGAUUUAAGUAUGUAUAACAAAGGAUUUAAUAAAAUUCCAUUUAAAAUAAUUUUAAAAAAUGUAAUGAUUUGUUAAAAAUACUUUUUUUAAUGUUAACUUGAAGUUGCCACUAAUAUUAGAAAUAUUUAAUGUUGCUUGAAUUUGAUCUUCAGAAUGUGCCUUCAUGUGUGAAAUAAAUGUAUUAAAUACACUAUCAUUAUUUUCUGAUAUGAAAGCUUAUAAACAGAUUUGUAUUUGAUUUCAUAUUUGAAUUGGAUUGAUUAAUAGAGAAAGUAAAUCAUAUUCUCGGUUAUUUUUCAAUGUAUGUGGAUGUUGCAAAUGCAAUGUAGAUUAUUGAAAAUAUGUGUUGAGAAAUUAGUUUAUUUCUCUCUAUUUCACUUUCAGCUGUUUAAAAUGUACAUUAUCUAAUAUUUUUAUACUAAUAUUUGUAUAAUCUGUAAUUUAUUGAAUUUUUAUAAAUAUUUAUAAUAAAAAUAUAAAGUUGAUUUGA